This is a messenger RNA of Alnus glutinosa, 1293 nucleotides long. Its product is annotated as transcription repressor MYB5-like. Lineage: Eukaryota; Viridiplantae; Streptophyta; Magnoliopsida; Fagales; Betulaceae. The transcript is spliced from 2 exons. The record is from RefSeq and is a predicted model, not a curated record. Bases 1 to 1023 code for a protein of 340 amino acids.
AUGAGGAACCCAUCGUCGUCGUCAUCGCCAACAGCAAAGGCAGGAGGUGGGUCUGGGUCGGCGACGGUCACUGCAGGCAAGUCGACGACCACGACUCCGUGCUGCAGCAAGGUGGGGCUGAAGAGAGGGCCGUGGACGCCGGAGGAGGAUGAGCUUCUGGCCAAUUACAUCAAGAAGGAAGGUGAGGGCCGGUGGCGGACCCUUCCCAAGCGAGCCGGGCUGCUACGCUGCGGCAAGAGCUGCCGCCUCCGCUGGAUGAACUAUCUUCGACCAUCCGUCAAGCGCGGCCAGAUCGCCCCCGACGAAGAAGAUCUCAUUCUUCGCCUUCACCGUCUCCUCGGCAACCGGUGGUCGUUGAUAGCUGGGAGAAUUCCUGGACGUACAGACAAUGAGAUAAAGAAUUACUGGAACACUCACCUCAGCAAGAAGUUGAUCAGCCAAGGCAUAGAUCCAAGAACCCACAAGCCUUUGAACCCCGACUCCUCCGGCGCCGCCAAUGCCAAUAAAGCUUCUUCAUCAAAAACCAAUCGCAAUAUCCCAAACCCUAACCCUAAUAUUCCCGCUUCUCCAGUUGUUACAGAAGAGCUGACUCCUGAUAGUGACAGUGGAAUAAUCCCCAUCAAGGAAAAUAUUGGAUACUUCCAAAGUUCUAAUUUGGAUGAUCAUCAGUUACUCCAUGGCUAUACGGCUUUGCCAAACUCUGAUGGUAAUUCUGGGAUGGGUUUGAGAGGCAAUUACAAUAAUGGCCCCAGCAGCACUGAAGAAGAAGAUGACAUGAAUUACUGCUCCGAUGAUGUUUUCUCUUCGUUCCUCAACUCAUUGAUCAAUGAUGAUGCCUUCGCUGCCCAACACCACCAACUGCAACAACAUCCUAGUACUGGGAUUGCACCGGUGUCGUCUGACCCUUUGAUUUCCAUCGCUACUUCGAGUUUUGGCGGCCUCGGGGCAGGCUGGGAAUCUGCAAUCAUGUCUUCCACUUUCAACCAAAAUGACCCUAAGAGGGCUAAUAAUCGAGUUGAAUAGAAUUUCCAUGUUGCUUGCAUUGGAUAUGAAAAUAUAUGCAUGCAGUUGGAUAUAUAGUUAAUGAAAAGUCUAGGGUUUGUCCUAUUUUCAUUUUAUGUAUGUUUGUCUAUUCUUAUUCCACAGCUUAUUUUCGUGGCUGUUGUACGUGUGUGGUGAUGUACUGUUGUUAUUGUAGGCAAAGCACAGACUGAGUACAGUACUUGUAAUAAUGUUAUAGAUUGCAUCUGAAUGAGUUUUCAGUUUGUUAGUAUAUAUAUUUUCAUUUCACAA